GUAGUAAACGAACUUGUUAUUUUGCUGUGUGAGCAACCCUUCUUGACUUGUUAUGAUGGCCAUACAGCAAAUUUCACCUGCUAUGUAUCAUAUAUAUCCUUGUGCGUAAAUUGUCAGAUGUUUGGACCGAGUGAAGAGGGUCGAGGCAAAGUUUGGAGUGUUGGAGAGCUGUGCAGAGCCCCUUAUUCUGAUGAUGCUGAAUAUUACAAAGCUAGAAUAGAAAAACUGACACAUAAACAUGGCAGUGUGAUUGCUACCAUUAGUUUUGUUGGUUAUUCAUUGGAUGAUACAGAAGAUGUUGAUAUCAAUUCUCUACAAAAAAUUUCAAGGAAAAAAGCAACACCAGAUGUUAGCAUCAUAGAACCAGCUGGUCACAAUGAUAGCCUGUUUCAGCCCCUGGAUGGCAAGGAACAGGUUUCCUGGUUAAGUGAUAAGUAUGCAAAUAUAGAUGAGGAGGAGGAAGAGGAUCAUCAUGUACUCAAGAAAAAAGUUAAAGGAGUCGUGGUGACAGGAGGGGCUUCUAAAAACAGAUUAGACAUCCGUCAGAGGAAAAGGGGUAAAGCUGAGCUGACCUCGGAAAGGUCAGGGGAGAAGUUGGGCAGGUCUCCACAGAAACGUGACCGGCCUUGUGGAAAUGUUACGGGUGAACAUGCAUCAGAAUCUGGGUCAGUUGGAAGCUUGAAAAGUCCACAAACUGGGUCAUCAUUGGCUAGAGUCUCGGCCUCAAAGUGGAGAAGGUUGGAUACAGAGCUACAAAUUGAUGAUGAUGAGGAAGAGGAGGAAAUCAGAGAGACUACGGGGUGUGAGGGGUUUGAUGAAGAAGAACUGGAGAAGCCCAGGUUUAAGUUUACUCAAGCAGCCGCCAAGCUACCAUUCCAACUCUCAGCUGGUUCUCCAGACAAGCAUCCUAUCCAGGUACCUGCAACAAUCAACCAGUACUUGAGAGAUUACCAGCGGGAUGGCAUUAAGUUUAUGUAUAGUCACUACAGGAAGGAUAGAGGCGCCAUCCUGGGAGAUGAUAUGGGCCUCGGAAAAACUGUUCAGGUGAUUGGUUUGCUGUCUGCUCUAUUGCACAAGAAAGGGAACAAAAUAGAUGUACAGAAGCAGAAACCUAAGUUCAUCAGACAGAUGUCUGAUGCUGUGUCACUGUCGGACACUGGAGUCCCUCAGCAUGGACCGUUCUUGAUCAUUGGUCCAGGGAGUGUACUAUACAACUGGCUGGAUGAACUGGAGGUGUGGGGAUAUUUCACUGUAGGAAAAUACCAUGCAACAGAAAAGGUCCGUUGCCUAUCAGAUGUUCAGCGUGGAAAGUAUGAGGUGGUGGUGACCACUUACGAAACAUUUCGUGAUAAUAGAAAGGAACUCAACGAUAUACAGUGGGACGCUGUCUUCGUGGAUGAGGUCCAUAGGAUCAAGGGCCUGACAGCUCAAGUAACAAAAUCUUUGAGAAAAUUGAAGUGUAUGAGGAGGUUUGGGCUGACAGGGACAGCCCUCCAAAACAGUAUGAUAGAGCUCUGGAGCAUCCUAGAUUGGGCUCAGCCAGGAUGCCUUGGACUGUUGUCAGAUUUCAAGGAAGAUUAUGUGGACCCAAUAGAGAAGGGACAGAAGAAAACCGUGACAAAAAGAGAGCUGGCAUUUGCAAGAAAAAAAAAUCAGGAGUUUGGAGAGAGGCGAGGCAAGAUGUUACUGAGGAGGACAAAAGAUCUGAUAUCUGAACAACUCCCCAAUAAAGAUGACAACAUAGUGUUCUGUAAACUGACAGACUUCCAGACAUCAGUGUAUCAGGCUGUUCUCACUCACCCUGGGAUGAGGUUUGUGCUGAAUAUGGACGAGCCUUGUGAUUGUGGAAGUGAUGUCAUCAAAGGCCGCUGCCACAAUAAAACCCCAGAUGGUGUGUCUACCAGGCAGAUGCGAUUCACAUUCAUGCACAUCCUGUUGAAAAUAGCUAACCAUGUGGCUUUGUUAGUUCGUUCUGAGAAGUCAGACAAACAGUUAACUGAAUUCUCCAAAGAGGUUAUCAAGUAUAUCCAGGAAAAAUUCCCGGAGUUUUUCAGUGAAACCAGAGAGGCUGCCUUCCGUACCCUGUCUGAUCCCAAAUACUGCGGAAAGAUGAAGAUCCUGAAAGGACUGCUGUCUGUAUUUAGUAGGGACCAUAGCAAGGUGCUCCUCUUCUCUUACAGCACAAAGGUACUUGACAUCCUAGAGCAGUACAUGAUGACUACAGGCUAUGAGUAUCGUAGGCUAGAUGGCAGCACCAGUGUCAAGAAGCGGAUGGAAUUGGUCCGUGAAUUUAACAAGGAUCCCUCCAUCUUUAUCUUCCUCAUAUCAACAAAAGCUGGUGGACUUGGCCUUAAUCUGACUGGUGCUAACAGAGUGGUAAUAUUUGACCCCAACUGGAAUCCAACCCAUGACCUUCAGGCUCAAGACAGGGCAUACCGCAUUGGUCAGAGAAGAAAUGUCCAGGUGUAUCGCCUGAUCUCGGCAGGAUCAAUAGAGGAGAAUAUGUAUCUAAGGCAGGUGUACAAGCAGCAACUGGACAGUGUUGCCGUCGGAACUAUGAAUGCAAAGAGAUACUUCAAUGCUAUUUCUGGUGACAGUGACCAGAAAGGUGAACUCUUUGGUGUGAAAAACAUGUUUAAGCUCCACAGUGGAGACAGAUGUUUGACUAUGGAUAUACUUCAGAGAAAUACUAACUUAGAGAUGGGUCUAGCUGGAUAUGACUUGGCCAAAUACAUUCCUCCAGUAGAGUCUCCCAAACAGAACGAAGACGACUCUGGAGAGGACGUAUCCAUUGUAAGUGACGAUGAGUCGGACAACGAUAUGAUGGAGGGGGAGUCACCGGCAGAGGCAGAGCCAGGAACAUUGAAUGAAGAAGGCAGACAUUCGUCUACAGGUGACAUAGAAAUGGAAACCAGUUCUGUUAAUAGGGAGAGGACCAGAAAAGAGAAAAAGACUUCCAAAGUACAGGAAGUGAAGUCCAUAAAGCCAAAAUCAACAAAGAGGAUGAAAAUUAAUCCUGAUAGCAGUGGUCAGUUUGACAGUGUAGAUGGUGACCAUGGUCAGAUACCCAGUUCCAAUCUUAGCUUUUCCUCUGUUGGAGCAGUAUUUGAGAAAUGUGGAGUUCUCCAUGUUCAUCAGAACAAGAAGGUCAUUGGGGCCAGUAAAGCUGAGGAUCACAUGACCAGAUGUGCUAUUCAAGACGUAUAUGAAUUCAAUCAAAAUUCACAAGCCCCAGCCGCUUACUGCGCCCCCUACUCUGAUUCAUCAUCAGAGGGUGAAACUCCACCUCCAAAAAGUAAGGGUCGGGGAAAGAAAAAGUCCGCUGGUAGCUCUAACAUUGACAGAUCCAGAGUUGAAGUGAUCGGUAAUUCAAAAGUCCUGAUUGGUCAGACCCCCAGAGGAAUACGGCAACGACAGUUUCAGCAGAUGGCUGGACAGGAAUCGUUAGUGAACUUUGCCCAGACAGUGUUACUGGCAGAUCGCAGUACCAGGACUAAGAUGUUGGAGGAUUUUUAUGUGAAGGCUAACCCAGAUCUGUCCAGAAUCUUCAGAGAAUCUCCACAGCAGCAACAGGCGUCGCCUAGCAAUGACUCCUUGUACAGAAGUAGAUCUUCCAAACCCCCAAGGAAAAUGAAAGAUAACCCCACUUUAGGGGUCAGCUACAUGUCUGACAGUGAAUCUCUUGGAGCAAAGACCAUAACACGGACCAGCAGUCGGGACAGUGAUCCAUCAGACAGUUUAGAAAUUGGUAGGAAAGUAAAAAAGAGGAAAGGAAAUGCUUCAAUGACAACAAGAACUCGUCGACCCAGUAAAAGGACAACUGGUAAUAGUAGUCAUAGUAGUGGAGCCAAGAUUCAUGGUCUAGCCAUGUCACCUGUGUGGUCAGUCCAGGACUCGGACAAGGAAGAGGACGAGGGACUGAGGACUUGCCAGUCAGGGCCUCUCUCUACUGAACUGCUGGAGGAGAUUGGUGUAGAUACAAAAAAGGACACAGUCUCUGGAAAAACUGAUGAAUGUACUCUCGAUGUUUCUGUUUAUGAGGACAUAGACAGUAUAUUCCUUUGUGAUCGGAAAUCCUCCAAAUCAGUGAGGAAACCUGCCCCUGGUAGAGGAAGAGAGAGGGAAGGUGCUGAAGGUAAGGGGAGAGACAGGAAUGUUCCUCCAGGUGAUACGACAGAUCGUGAUACUUCAGUCGUAGUGUCAGAAUCCAAUAUUGAACUCCUCAAUGACAGCACACUGAAGGAUGACAGCUUCGACUGCUUCAGUGACCCUCUCAAAUGGAAGAAAAAGAAGAAAGCCUUGCCACAAGCGGGGGUAGACAAACUCAUUUCUGAUGGAGAUGCUGAUUUCUUAAGCCUCUUUGCAAAAGGAAAAAUGAGAAAAAAAGACAAAGUUUUACCUGUUGUGGAAAUAAAAGAUGACAGUAAAAGUUUGGCAGAACAGACACCAAGUUUGUUUUAAUAAUCAGUAUUACUGAAUGCUUGGAAACUUAUGCGACCAUUUGACAUUUUCCAUUUUGAAUCUUGUAUUACACAGAGGAUGAUUUAUUACUUAUAUCAAAUCUCAUGAAACUUUAAAUGGGUCAAAAAUGUACUAUAUAUUGUUAAAUUUCAUGGAGCUAAUAUGUCACGGAUGCCCUAGUCAGUGCUACCAAUUCAUGGGCAUUAGCUGUUGAUAGGGCAUUACAAAUACAAAACUAAAACUAGAUUGUGGGCAUUUCAAUUUUGCACAACACUGCCCUGUGAAGAUUCACCAGUAAACACUUCUAUACAUUUGCUGGUACAAAAUUAAAUCCUCCUUGAAGAUAACCAACUAUACAGUAUUGGUCAGAGGGAAAAUAUUUCCUGAGCCUGAGUUCAAAUUUCAUGAAAGUAUCCCCAGGAAUUUUGAGGAUAAUAGCAACUGCAUUAGUUUUCUAGUGUCAAGAUUCUUUAUUGUUG
Pecten maximus is the source of this 4940-nucleotide messenger RNA. RefSeq names its product DNA excision repair protein ERCC-6-like 2. The coding region runs from base 118 to 4461 and encodes 1447 amino acids. Gene Ontology annotation, molecular function: ATP-dependent chromatin remodeler activity; ATP binding. Lineage: Eukaryota; Metazoa; Mollusca; Bivalvia; Pectinida; Pectinidae. The transcript has 27 exons. The record is from RefSeq and is a predicted model, not a curated record.